UUGUUCAUGCAAUGGCGUGAGAUGAUGUGUAAAAUUCAAAAUUGGUAAUCUUGGUUCAUUCAAUCUUAGGCGCCAUAUAUAUAAUAAAACCAAAACUAACAACCCAAACACCGUUUCUUCAACUAUUUUUCUUUCUUCUCUUCUCUUUCUUUCCGCCAUUUCCUUCUCUCACCAACCAAAUCUUCGCCAUUUUCUUCUUCCUCAUUCCCCCAUCAAUUAUUGGGCUCUCGCACUCAAUCAAUGCAACAACACUAACAACCAAACAAAACUUCCAAACUCUAAUUUAUUUGCCUUCAAUUCCUAACUUUCUCUCUCGUUUCCGGGAAAAUCGACCUUCCCAGGAACGAGAGAGGAGGUGACGGGAUUACAGGCCAAAAAUAUCAUUUUUCAAUACCAAUUUCUCCUUCAUUUGGAAAUCGCUGUUUCGUAGCUUCCGUUGGCCAUCGCGUGUUCCGAGUCAGACCAGGGAGACCCACGUCGGGGAAUCGUCGAAAGUUCAAAACUUGCUUCAGAAUCUGAAUUGGGUAUGAACUUAGUGCGCGUGAAUUGAUCACAGCUCAUAAGGCUCUGGGGAGAGAAAACAGAGAGAGAGAGAGAGAGAGAAAGAGAGAGAGAAAGGUGUCAUGGAUGAAGAGUUCGAGAAGAUCGAGGUUGAAUACGCGCCUCUUUGCGAGGGACAGGAGAUUGACAUUGAAUACGAGUUCGACGCGCCUCAGUUCUUCGCUUUCACGCGUCAAGAGACGGCUUGGGACGCUUCCGAAGCAGAGCAGUGGUUUGAAUACGCCACGAGUUACCCACCUUCACCGUUUCUCUUGAAGGCGAGGUCGGGAAACUCUGAUAGUAUCACGGAGAAAGAACAAGUUUCAGAUGAUGAAGAUAAUAGCACAGACACGUCAAGUGGUAAGACAAAGCCUCUCAGCAAGUCAAGUUCAUCUAAAGGAAAAGGUUUCUCUUUUAUGAAACCAACAGCAAGUCAUUUAGCCAAGCAGAAGAACGUUUCAGAAGUUCGGAGCCCUGAGUCCAUCAGCAGGUUUCAGAGACAGAAUUCUUCUUCCACAGAUUGCGCAUUAACCAAAAGGCAAAAGCUCGAAGCUGGUUACUUGCGCAAGGCUGCCCGUUUGAAGCAUCAAAUUCGCUUUACACAUAAGACUAAGAAGGUUGAUCAGCCUGCUGCGAAUUCAGCAUCUAAAUCAAAUGUCACCAUUGCUAAAGAACCAAAUUUGGUGACAGCCCUUAGGGCACACAGACACACGUCUAAAAGCAGUGCUGAAUCAGGUGGAACUACACAAUCAAGUUCUCAGGAGUCUAAAGCAAGACCCUUGAAUAAAAAAAUUUUGGAGGGUCCUGCACAAACAUUGUCUAAGACCAAAACAUCACGACCAACUCAAUGUCAAGAGUUCCAUUUAAGAACAUCGGAGAGGGCAAUGCAAAACACAUAUAAUAAUGUGCGAAGUAGUCUGAAAUGCAAUUCUAUCUCAAAUACCGAAUCGAGGAAUCUCAUAAGGACAAACUCUGGCACUGUUGGUUCAGUGCAGGAGAAACGUAGAAGCAGUAACAAACUUCGAGGUAGCUCAGAUGUUAAGCAGCUCUCAAGUAAAAGUGAAAGAGGUGUCUUCCGAAAUAUCAAAGUAUAUCCAUUGGAGCCAAACGACCAGGAUUCUACAAAUGAACCACCCACUGAAUUGUUCAGCAAGCUCACGCUGGCUUCUGAGAUGGAACAAACUGCAAAAUCAUCAUCAAGGAAGCAGACAAUGUCUAAGGGCUCGAAGGAGAAUAGACAUGGAUCCUUUCAAGAUAACGAGAGAAUGAAAGUGGUGAAAGAGGGAAUGCAGAGAUCAUGUGGGAAGCAGUAUCAACGUGUAAAUGAAAUGGGGUCCCUCAUCUCAAAGCAAACCUGUAUGCUGGCAAGUAGAAACAAUUCCAAAUAUAAUCUGCUUUUUUGAGGUCGUUUAUGUUUAUAAUGAUGGCAUCAUUCUGAGAAGUUAGAAGUACUAAAGUUGCACCAACUUGUUGUUUUUGACUCAGGAAAUAUGAUUCUAAUAGAAAAUAUAGUGGUGGUGUUGGUUAGUGUAGAAAAGUUGGUUAAAAUUCCAGAAAAUGCUACUCUGAAUGACAGGAAGUUCAGCAGUAAGAAACACUGAAAACCAACCAAAGGGGCAUUCUUUGCUGAUAUGUGGAAACAAAGGAUUCUGGCUAAAACAGAUUGGUUAGGAAGUUACAAGAUAAAACCUAAUGCACUUAUGUAUGUAUUGUACGACAUAGCAUUAGACUUUGAAGAUUCUUCAAAGACACAAAUGAAAUGUGGUACAGUUGAGGCGUAAAAAUAGUAUAAUACCAUACUUGUAAAUUGCUACUUGUUUCCACUACAGUUUACCUGGUUUUUGUAAGUUUAAAGCAUUUGAGAUUUUUUCA
Vigna radiata var. radiata (mung bean) is the source of this 2412-nucleotide messenger RNA. RefSeq names its product protein TPX2. Gene Ontology annotation, molecular function: protein kinase activator activity; microtubule binding. The record is from RefSeq and is a predicted model, not a curated record. Gene Ontology annotation, cellular component: mitotic spindle; nuclear microtubule. The coding region runs from base 624 to 1943 and encodes 439 amino acids. Lineage: Eukaryota; Viridiplantae; Streptophyta; Magnoliopsida; Fabales; Fabaceae. The transcript is spliced from 16 exons. Gene Ontology annotation, biological process: activation of protein kinase activity; mitotic spindle assembly; regulation of mitotic spindle organization.